CACAAAGGAAGAGGAGAUAAGCUCUUCUGCCCGGCGGGAAAAUCACAAAAUCCGGACUGGAGUCUGGCAUUGAGCGCACCUCGAGCGUCGAGGCAGUUCAUUCGGUUUUAGCUAAACAGUGGUCAGGAGCAACAUCCGCCGGUGUGCCCCCUACAGGUCGGAGGGAAACUUUUCAAUUAUACACACAAAAGACACCAACCAUAAUAUGUCAGCAGUGUCACUGCGCGGGAAGUCACUGGCUGUGAGUCAUAGAACAAAGGCACAGGCAAAGAAACAGGAAGGCUUUGUCAGAGUGAGGAAAAGAGAUUUAGACAAGUUAACCACAGAAGUCAUGCAGCUGAGGGAGUUCCUGCCCAGAGUCCUGAACAGGGACCUGAUCGAAAUGCUGCACAAAGCUCGAGCAGCUCAGACAAAUACUGAUACACCUACUUCCUGGAGAGUGUUCUUCACUUGUGUAGAUGUUGUGAAGGGGUUUUUCUUCACCAUGGAAGGAUCCUGCGAUCAUCCACCACUGUUCAUCAUCACCAGUGAGAAGCUGCUGUUACGUGAGCAGCUGUGGCAAAGUGUAGCAGAAUUGCAGCAGCAGGCGGACUUCUGCUCUGGUCUGGGAUCUGCAACCUGCAGUCUGCUGUGGAGCUGCAGUGCCAGGGAGCACACGGUCACACAGUGGCUGGCUGAUGGGAAGCUCCAGUCCUUCCUGGCGGUAGCUGCUCAGACUCUGGAGAGCUUUGUCAGGUCUGUGGACGAAGAAAUGAAAACUGAGGACCACAACUCCCAGGAGCACCAGUUUGUGUUGGCUCUGGCUGGAACCAUUACUAACAUAGCAGCAGUAACGUGUGGGCGGGACUUCCUGUCCAGCUCGGCUCAUGUCCUGCUUGACACUCUGAUGAAGCUUCUGGAAUUGAUGAAGCCCGGUGUCUUCCCCAAACUUAAAGUGUUGAUGCUGAUGGCUCUGUAUAAUGUCAGCAUCAGUGUUAAAGGACUGAAGUACAUCAGUAAAAACCUCCUGCGUCUUAUCUGGAGCCUGCUAGAUGAUGGAGACUGGGAGGUGUGUCUCCACUCUCUGCGUCUCCUGCAGUCUGUGUUGUUGGAGGAGGAGGUGCUGCUCCUGCUGGGCUCCUCUCUGCUGGAUCCAGACCUCCAGGCUCGUGUCCGCCGGCUUACCUCUACAGCACAGCCCAGCCUGAGACUGGCUGCCCAGCAGACCCUGGAGGACCUGCAGGCCCUCCAACAGGAUCAGGGAUGUAAACAAAGCACCCUCUGAUGUGGAUUCGGUAUCUUCAAUCCAGUUCUUCUCCUAUAUGAACUUCCCUUCCUUUCACUUUAGAUCUGUCUAUGUUUGUGCUGUUCUUAGCACUUCAUGUGCAAAGUGAGGAGAGAACGUAAAGGUGAAAGUUUCAAAGUUAAACCUAUAUAUUCAAGUAAAAGGAACAACCGUUUAUAUCUGAACUUUUUGCUUUUUUUCCCUAACUUUUUUAACUUGCACUGUUCACUGUUGAGCCUUCAGAUUUGUUCAUUAUGGUUUCUUAAUUGGUUUGUUACCCACGUAAUGUGAAUAUGAUAAUACAGGUUUGUAUAAGACACAUUAAAUAUGAUGUUUGUACACUUUCAGAGCACUCUCUUUCAGUUUCUGAGAUUGAUUCAAUGAUAUUUG
This is a messenger RNA of Morone saxatilis (striped sea-bass), 1654 nucleotides long. It is a transcript of the gene hsf2bp, whose product is annotated as heat shock transcription factor 2 binding protein. Gene Ontology annotation, cellular component: cytosol. The record is from RefSeq and is a predicted model, not a curated record. NCBI's taxonomy places the organism in Eukaryota, Metazoa, Chordata, Actinopteri, Moronidae. The transcript is spliced from 10 exons. Bases 206 to 1264 code for a protein of 352 amino acids.